This is a messenger RNA of Folsomia candida, 1524 nucleotides long. RefSeq lists its product as uncharacterized. The transcript has a single exon. Gene Ontology annotation, molecular function: nucleic acid binding; zinc ion binding. NCBI's taxonomy places the organism in Eukaryota, Metazoa, Arthropoda, Collembola, Entomobryomorpha, Isotomidae. The coding region runs from base 1 to 1524 and encodes 507 amino acids. The record is from RefSeq and is a predicted model, not a curated record.
AUGGAUCGACUGAUGAAGGCGAGGGCUCCAGUUCGAGCUUCCAUUACCAAGACGGUGGAUGGUGUAGUAGCUGAGUUGGCGAAAGAUCCGAAGCACUCAAUGGAACUUACCAUCAAAUUAAGGAAGUUGGAAUCCCUGCAGACGUCGAUCAGAGAACAUGAUGAAAAAGUGCUCGCCCAGAUGUUGGAUGACAAUUGCACGGCGGAGGCGUAUGGGGAGGAGAGUGCAUCAUGUGAAGUGUACUCAGACAAAAUCAGUGCUGCAAUUUUGAAAAUUGAGAAGACUCUUUAUGCAGAACUUCGUCCACCAAGUCCGAGUGCAAGUAGUAGUUACGUCACGGUGAAUGGGGAGCGUAUCAAGAAGAAUAGAAACUUCAAACUGCCCAAGAUCGAGCUACAGAAAUUCGAUGGGAGUUGGAAGAAUUGGUUGGGGUGGUGGGCUCAAUACCGUCAGAUUCACGAAGAUGAUGAAUUGCAAGUAAACGUGAAGUUUCAGUAUUUGAUUCAAGCCAUCGUCCCCGGAUCAGAAGCAGAGAAGGUGAUCAAGAUUUAUCCGCGGUCGGAUCAGAAUUAUCCUUUGGUGGUUGAGAAGCUGAAGUGCCGGUUUGGUGAUGAGAAGAUUUUACGCCAAAUUUAUAUCAGAGAAUUGUUGGGCCUGGCUAUCAAUAGCGCCGCGGAUUCAAGGGAAGAUGCCGACGUGGAAGAAUUGCAUGACCAGUUGGAAGGUCAUUUGAAGAGUCUCGAGUCUUUGGGGAAAGUUAGUGAUCCAAGUGAACUCAUUUAUCCAUUAGUGGAAUCCAGUCUGCCACAGCAAGUGUUACUCCGUUGGCAGAAUAGUAACUUAAGGGUACGCGAGAAGAAAUCGGAGUUUUUGCGGCUGGAGGCGCAUAAUCCCAAAGAAAGGAAAUUUGUGCUAUCAACCUUCAGGCAAAGUCCAGUCAAGAAUAGAGAGAAAGUAAACGUGUAUGCAGAGAGUGAAUGUGAAGAUUUCUCCACUGCUGCCGGUCUCUAUUCAAGUCAUCAAGCUGAGCAGCGAUGUGUCUUUUGUGGAAAGUCGAAUCACAAAAGUCAGAAGUGCUAUAAGGCUCAGACAUUACCUCUCGAGGAGAAGAAGAUCCUGGUGAAAGAGAAUCGGGGAUGCUUCAUCUGCCUAGGAAGAGGACAUUAUGCAAAUGACUGCACCAAGGAGGUCAGUUGCCAAACUUGUGGACGGAAACACUACUCUGUGAUGUGUCCUGGUCAGGUCCGAGAUGAGGAAGUGACGUCAAUUAAUGAAGAUGAAUCAAGUAGUUCGGUGGAAGAAACCACCACAAACUUCAGUCAGGGAUGCAAAAGUAAAGUUGUCCUGAUGAAGACGCUUCGUGUCAAAGUGGGCGGAGUAAGUGGAGUCAAGAAGGAAGUCCGGCUACUUUUCGACGAGGGCAGUCAGAGGUCAUACAUCAGGACGAAAACUGCCCAGGAAUUGAAAUGUCAAGUAGUGGACAAGUUGACUCUUCAGAAUAGUUUGUUCGGUGGACAUGUGUGA